Messenger RNA from Drosophila innubila, 950 nucleotides. RefSeq names its product brachyurin-like. Lineage: Eukaryota; Metazoa; Arthropoda; Insecta; Diptera; Drosophilidae. The transcript has 2 exons. Gene Ontology annotation, molecular function: serine-type endopeptidase activity. The coding region runs from base 16 to 894 and encodes 292 amino acids. Gene Ontology annotation, biological process: proteolysis. The record is from RefSeq and is a predicted model, not a curated record.
UCAGUUGAAGUCAAAAUGAAAUUCGCUUGUGCAACGGUACUCCUGUUGGCCGCCGUGAUCGGCGCCAACGCCGACGUGGACUGGAAGUCCGUCAAGUCUAUGGACAUUGAGGUUAAAGUGCCCACGAUUCGUCGCUUUGGUAUUCCCGAUGGUCGCAUUACCAAUGGUAAACAUGCUGAGCCCGGUCAGUUCCCAUACCAGGCGGGUCUAUUGCUCUACGUUAACGGUGGUGCUGCCUGGUGCGGUGGCUCCUUGAUCAGCGAUCGUUGGAUUGUUACCGCCGCUCACUGCACUGACUCUCUGACCACCGGUGUGGAUGUCUAUUUGGGUGCCUGGAAUCGCGCAGACAAAGAGGAGAAGGGACAACAGAUCAUUUUUGUUGAGAGAGAUAACGUGAUUGUCCACGAGAAUUGGGAGCCAACAACCCUGCGCAAUGAUAUCUCACUGAUCAAACUGCCCGUUCCCAUUGAGCUCAACGAGCGCAUUCAGCCCGUCAAGCUUCCCGCCAAGUCAAGCAACCCCAACACAUAUGCCGGUCAGCAGGCUGUUGCUUCCGGCUGGGGCAAGACCAGCGACGCCGCCACCGCUGUUACCGACAUUCUGGAGUUCAUUGGAGUGCCCGUCAUGAACAAUCCGGGCUGCGCUCCCUGGUUCGGAGGUUCGGAGAUUAUUACGGAUAGCCACGUCUGUAUCAAGACCACCGGCGGCACAUCGACUUGCAACGGCGACUCUGGCGGUCCAUUGGUGUCAGCAGAGACCGGGGAAUUGAUUGGUGCCACAUCCUUUGGCAUUGCUCUUGGCUGCGAGAAGGGCUGGCCAGGUGUAUUCACCCGCAUCACCUCCUUCCUGGACUGGAUCGAGGAACACAGUGGUGUGACCAACAAGGGUUACUAAACGUUGUCAACAAAUCUUUGCUUAACUUAAAAUAAAAGUUUAUUCUCUUGCUGAAA